Molecule: messenger RNA, 2313 nt
Organism: Apaloderma vittatum (bar-tailed trogon)
Lineage: Eukaryota; Metazoa; Chordata; Aves; Trogoniformes; Trogonidae
Product: zinc finger protein ZFAT-like
Biological process (GO): regulation of DNA-templated transcription
Molecular function (GO): DNA-binding transcription factor activity, RNA polymerase II-specific; RNA polymerase II cis-regulatory region sequence-specific DNA binding
Source: RefSeq, a predicted model, not a curated record
AUGCCGUUGGAGGUAUCAUGCAUGGCGGGUGUUGCAGCUCUCUCGGCACACAGUACUGCAGACAAGACUGAAAGAGUUGUGGUUCUUCCUGAACUGCCACGCGUCUGCACCGUGUCUGCUCCCAGCCAGAAAACUGAGCGGCCCCAACCUCCUCCAGUGGGAUGGGACUGGGGAUUUUGGCUGCUGCUGGAUUGGAUCAGUUCCUCAGCAGGUGCCUCUGAACUUGCUUGUUUUGAGAGACAGACAACAGGUAAUGAUUCUGACGUUGACCUUGACAGGAAGGAAGAUGAGCGAGAAAAAACUCCCAAGAGGCCUAGAGUUCAGAAAACGGAGAAAAUUCCAUCAACUAAGGAGGCUGAACAGGUUUCAGGAGCUAAAAAUCCUAUAAUAAGUGUGGUUUUGACAGCCCAUGAAGCUAUUCCAGGAGCCACAAAAAUUGUGCCUGUUGAGGCUGCUCCCCAAGAAAGUGAACCCACAACUCCAGAGGCAACAGUUCAAGACCCAUCACAACGAAGAGGAUAUCAAGAAUAUGCCAUUCAGCAAACCCCAUAUGAGCAGGCAAUGAAAUCAAGCAGGUUGGGUCCAACUCAGUUGAAGAUUUUCACAUGUGAAUACUGUAACAAGGUGUUCAAAUUUAAACACUCCCUCCAAGCACAUUUGAGGAUUCAUACGAACGAAAAGCCUUACAAGUGUUCUUACUGCAGUUAUGCCAGUGCCAUCAAAGCCAACCUCAAUGUUCACAUGCGGAAGCACACAGGGGAGAAGUUUAGUUGUGAUUAUUGUACAUUCACUUGUCUCAGCAAAGGCCAUCUCAAAGUCCAUAUUGAAAGAGUUCAUAAGAAAAUCAAGCAGCAUUGUCGUUUCUGCAAGAAGAAAUACUCAGAUGUUAAAAAUUUGAUCAAGCACAUCAAAGAAACACAUGACUUGCAAGAUAAAAAGGUGAAGGAUGUUUUUGACGAGCUUCGCUUGAUGACACGAGAGGGUAAAAGACAACUUCUUUAUGACUGCCAUAUUUGCGAACGCAAAUUCAAAAAUGAACUUGAUCGAGACCGUCACAUGCUGCUUCAUGGUGAUGAAAGGCCCUUUGCUUGUGAGCUCUGUGGUCAUGGAGCCACCAAAUACCAAGCCCUUGAGCUUCAUGUUCGAAAGCACCCGUUUGUGUAUGUGUGCUCCGUGUGCCUGAAGAAAUUUGUCAGUUCUGUAAGACUCCGUGCUCACAUCAAAGAUGCGCACGCAGAUUUACAGGAGACUUCUGUGUUUAACAGCUCUAUCAAUCAGAGUUUUUGCCUGCUUGAGCCAGGAGGCGAUAUCCAGCCAGAAGCCCUGGGGGAGCAGCCAGCCCAAAGUGCAGGGGAACCGACUGUCGCGAGUACCGACGCUGGUACCGUACCACAGCCAUCUGCUUGUGAAAGUCAAUCAGCGGCUGCAGAUGUAAACCAUAAUAGUCAACAGAAUAGUGACUUAAAAAUUGAUACAGCCCCUUCCUUAGAAUUUCAAAGUCCUCUAGUGGAGAACGUAACAGAGACCCUGUGUCAGACAGCAGACAUAGGGGUCCCAAACAUUGGAUCCUGUGUAGAGGCAGUGAAAAAUGGUACUUCUGGUCCUGACGAGUUAAAAGUUUCUCCUGCAAAUGAAGAGGAAGGUAAUCACUGCACCUCUGUAAAUGAGCAAGGUGAAGAAAUUCAGCUUCUGCUGCCUGAAGACAAAAGUUUAAAUCCGAGUCAGAGCAGUGUGAUGACUGAGAACCUUGCAGUCUCUGAAGAGGGAAGUCAGUCUGUUCCUUCUAGUGAAUCGGAGACAAGCAAUCCGCCAGUUCCCAAUGCAGCAGAAACCAUGAGCCCUUCGCCAGCGCCAGAGGCCGAUGCAGCCGUCGGUCCUCAGGCAGCCUCUUCUGAUGCAGUUCCUGCCGACGGUGGGAGCGGAGCUGUCGCCUUUAUGCAGAUCCUGGACAGCUUGCAGAAGAGACAAAUGAACACAGAGUUGUGUGAGAGGAUAAGGAAGGUUUAUGGAGACUUAGAAUGUGAAUAUUGUGGCAAGUUGUUUUGGUACCAAGUGCAUUAUGACAUGCAUGUUCGUACGCAUACUCGAGAGCAUUUAUAUUACUGCUCCCAGUGCAAUUAUUCUUCCAUCACCAAAAACUGCCUUAAACGUCACGUCAUUCAGAAGCACAGUAAUAUUUUGCUGAAAUGUCCCACAGAACAUUGCGACUACUCUACUCCAGAUAAAUACAAGCUCCAGGCACAUCUGAAAGUUCACACGGAGCUGGUGUAUGAGGUUCAUCUGAUGGCAAAAAUCUCUGUAAAUGAUAUCUGA